UAUAAUUGAGGAACUUUCCUGUAGAGGGCGUGCUGAACAAUCCGGUAUGAUUGUAAAACCCACAACGAAGAAAUUCUGACGUCAUUCCUGGGAAAUAUGGAGUUCGUAGUAAAGCAGUAGGAACGAAACAUCGAUGAUUUUGAUUGCGUAUAUCUGGACCUACAGCCACUGAAAUGUCGCAGUCUUUGAAAAUUACACCCAUGCAGGAGCGAAUGGAUCGCUUACAGGAAUUAGUAGAGUUUACUGAAAAUUGCCAGAAGCAGAUACAAGACAUGUACGACGCACUGGGAUGGUCGCAGGACAACGAACAGCACAAGGAGCCAAUGGAACUGUGUCCCUACGAUCCCGGCCAUCGUGUCCCUGUGCGCAGCAUGGAGAGACACAAAGCUUCAUGUUAUCUUACCAAGAUGGGCUAUUCUUCAGAAGAGCAGGCAGAGAUGUGUGACCCUUCCCCAUCUUACACCAACACCAGUAUCCGUAGCUUUACAAUGGACAAAAGCCUUCAGAAUCAGGUGAUCCUUCAGGCCAGAGCUGCUGCCCCGCUCAUGAAGAUGGAGGGCGUCUUCUGGCAAGGUCAUUACUCCUACCAGCCCGUGGACGUGCCGCAGAAUCACAAGCGAGCCGUGUGCGACCUCACCGUGGCCGACCGGCUGGCGCUUUACGACCACGUGAUCGGCGUCCUCAACCAAGAGAAGGCCGUCGCCGCCUCGGGCAACGAGGAGCUUUAUGUAGAUCUGGUGUCCAAGCUGAAAAAGGCCGACGAACAGAAUGAGCCAAAGACACAUCUGGAGCUAAUGGCGGAGAUGCGGGACUACAAGAGGCGGCGGCAGUCCUACCGCGCCAAGAACGUCCACAUCACCAAGAAGUCCUACACCGAAGUUAUCCGAGAAGUCAUCCAGGUCCACUCAGAGGAGCUGGCCAGACAGUGGAAGGAUGAGCAUGAAGAGGAGGACAAGGAAAAAGAAGACCAGGAUGAGGCCAGAGAAAGAACAUCCCAAAGGUUCUACUCAUCUUCUUUUCACGCUAAAGGUGAUGCUCCGCGUUUUCAUUUUGUGCCUCGGGUAUUUGCGUCCGGCAGACGUCGGCUGGAUGAACGGCGAUCCUUGUCCUCGGAGUCCCGCCGAUCGCAUACCAGACACCGCCGUAGCCGCGAGAAGAGCCGUGAGAGAGAAAGCAAGAAGAAGAAAAGGAAAAGGGUUUCCCGCUCCCCGGACAAACACCAUGACAGCAAGAAGAAGAAAAAGAAAAGGAAAGAUGAGAGAGGGAGGAGUGACAGUACCUGACCAGAUAACUCAUGUCAAUAAAGUUGUGCAACAUAAAUAUGGCACUUUUUUUGCUCAACUGUAACCAUUUAUUUGUGAUAUUUGAAGUUUAUUCUAAGUACUUGUAAAUAGCAAAUAAAUUUGGGUUAGUGCCGGUACUACGUCAGGUUAUGUUUGCGAAUGUCAUUUGUGUGAGUUCAAUGUGUUGUUCCUAUCGAACCCCUCUUAGUGCUCUUUUUGGAACACCAAACUUGAAAAUGUAAUUCAUGAGUGCUGCAUUUUGGAAUGGACUCAAACUAUAUACAAAAAAACAAGGAGGAUUAGAUUUGAUGGGGGGGGGGAGACUUUUUUUUUUUUUAAUCAAAAGACAAAAAUUGUGCAUUCAUUUGUAUGUUUUGUUUGGAAAGUUUCACAUUUAUGAAUGUAAAUCUCAAAAUUAAAUCCCAAUAUAUAUAUAUAUUUUUUUACAGGAAAUGUCAGUCUAGUGUAGAAAUGUACACCGAUAAUUACUAUUCAUUCAGAAAUAAAGAGUAACUCGUGGAUAUUUUAUAUUGUGAAUUUUUAAAUGUGAAUGAGUAAUCUUUUACUUUUUUUAUUCUUAUUUUUUUUUCCAUCUUCAUAAAAUGUAUUUAUUGUUGCAUAUCUAUGCAGGGCGGCCCGGUAGUCCAGUCGUUAGCACGUCGGCUUCACAGUGCAGAGGUACCGGGUUCGAUUCCAGCUCCGGCCUCCCUGUGUGGAGUUUGCAUGCUCUCCCCGGGCCUGCGUGGGUUUUCUCCGGGUGCUCCGGUUUCCUCCCACAUUCCAAAAACAUGCGUGGUAGGCUGAUUGAACACUCUAAAUUGUCCCAAGGUGUGAGUGUGAGUGCGAAUGGUUGUUCGUUUCUGUGUGCCCUGCGAUUGGCUAGCAACCGAUUCAGGGUGGCAGCUGGGAUAGGCUCCAGCACCCCCGCGACACUAGUGAGGAUCAAGCGGCUCGGAAGAUGAAUGAAUAUCUAUGCAGAGUUUGUAAAUUGGAUUGCCUGGUAGUCAUAUUAUAUUUCCCCUCCCACCCAAAAAGUGGAAAUGCACACACACAAAGUAAUUUGUGGGGGUCGAAUCACAUUUCAAAGCCUAAUUUAUCUUUUAAAUAAUUUUCAUGUGCGUACAGAACUGAAAAGGAAAAUACAAAUGUGAACACUG
Hippocampus zosterae (dwarf seahorse) is the source of this 2440-nucleotide messenger RNA. RefSeq names its product small nuclear ribonucleoprotein 48 (U11/U12) (gene snrnp48). Gene Ontology annotation, cellular component: nucleoplasm; U12-type spliceosomal complex; cytosol. The transcript is spliced from 8 exons. The coding region runs from base 174 to 1283 and encodes 369 amino acids. The record is from RefSeq and is a predicted model, not a curated record. NCBI's taxonomy places the organism in Eukaryota, Metazoa, Chordata, Actinopteri, Syngnathiformes, Syngnathidae.